Molecule: messenger RNA, 717 nt
Organism: Scylla paramamosain (green mud crab)
Lineage: Eukaryota; Metazoa; Arthropoda; Malacostraca; Decapoda; Portunidae
Product: tigger transposable element-derived protein 1-like
Exons: 1
Coding region: 1-717 (238 amino acids)
Cellular component (GO): nucleus
Molecular function (GO): DNA binding
Source: RefSeq, a predicted model, not a curated record
AUGGGUCCAAAGAAAGACAGUGAUAAGGGGAAGGCAAAGAGGAAAACAGUGAGGACCACUAUUGAACUGAAGAAGGAAAUUAUAGCAAAAUAUGAAAGUGGUGUACGAGUGUCCGACCUCGCGUCGCAGUACGAAAUGGCAAAGUCAACCAUUUCCACUAUCUUGAAGCAUAAGGAAGUGUUAAAGAAAGCUGAUGUUGCAAUGGGAGUGACAGCAAUUAGUAAGCAAAGGCCUCAGAUAAUGGAAGAAAUGGAGAAGUUGCUUCUUAUCUUCACCAAGGAAAAGAUGUUGUCAGGGGACAGCAUUAGUGAAGCUCUCAUCUGCGAAAAAGCUCUUCAAAUUUACGAAGAUCUAUUGAAAACUACUGGAGGUGAAAGUGCUAGUUCAUUUACUUUCAAGGCAAGCAAGGGAUGGUUUGAAAAAUUUAGACAUAGAACGGGAAUUCAUAGAGUUACCAGGCAUGGGGAGGCAGCCAGUUCGGACAAAGCAGCGGCUGAGAAAUAUGUUACAGAAUUCAGCGAGACCAUCAAGGCUGAAGAAUAUGUUCCUGAACAAGUGUUUAACUGUGACGAGACCAGCCUGUUUUGGAAGAAAUUGCCGGCCAAUACGUACAUCACAAAGGAGGAGACAAAAAUGCCUGGUCACAAGCCUAUGAAGGACAGGCUAACGCUGUUAUUGUGUGCCAAUGCUAGUGGAGACUGUAAGAUCAAGCCCUAA